AAAACAAAAUGGCAGCACCUGCAAAGAGUACGCCGCGCGAUGCACAAGUUAUGGCAGCUAUACUGAAAGAUAUGGGAGUUUUGGAAUACGAACCACGACUUAUAAAUACUAUGUUAGAAUUCGUCUACAGAUAUGUAACAGACAUUUUGGAUGAUGCUAAAGUAUAUUCAACUCAUGCCAGCAAGAAGAACAUCGACCUUGAAGACACGAAGAUGGCUAUCCAGUGUAGGAUGGACCACUCAUUCACUUCACCACCACCAAGAGAUCUUUUGAUGGAGAUUGCUAAACACAAGAAUGGCCAGGUUUUGCCGCUGAUCAAGCCCUACACCGGCCUGCGUCUACCUCCUGAUAGAUACUGCCUAUCAGCACCCAAUUACAAAAUGGCAGGCCACCGCGUUUCAAAGAAGCACCAGUCCAGGAUACAGAUUGGAAUGAAUCAGAUUUCUGGGGGAUCUUUGUCUCAUCAGCGAAUCAACAUCACACCACAUGGGAAAAUCAGUGGAGGUGGUCUCACAGUAGUUACAAAAAGUGUUUCCAUACCAACUGUUACCAUAGUAACCAAACCAUCAUCACAGCCAACAGUUCUUACAAAGCCAGCAAUAAGAAUAGCAGGAGGCGGGUCGUUGGCAUCAUUUGCACCGAAGAUGAAAAGUUUACCAUAUACUUCACCGUCCAUUUCCAUGUUAUCAUCGAAUCAGCAACUGACAACCGCACUGCCUAGCAGCCAGCCCUCCAUACGAAUACAACCCAUCUCAUCCACAACGUCUUCACUUAUAACAAAUCCCCUCAAACGUAAACAUGAGGACGAUGACUAUGACACGUAAAAUGUUAUCAUGUUGACACUGACUAUACUAGAUUAAUAGAAUCUCUCACCCCCGUUGGGGAUGAGAUAGGGGAAUCUCAACCCGAGGGGGAAGAUCCUUAAGUUGCCAAACACGAGGCUUUGCCAAGUUUUUCGCAAUUUAAGAAUCUUUCUCUGAGGGUUGAGAUUCCCCUAUUUCACUCCCAAGGGGG
Molecule: messenger RNA, 1014 nt
Organism: Mizuhopecten yessoensis (Yesso scallop)
Lineage: Eukaryota; Metazoa; Mollusca; Bivalvia; Pectinida; Pectinidae
Product: transcription initiation factor TFIID subunit 9B-like
Exons: 6
Coding region: 9-824 (271 amino acids)
Biological process (GO): DNA-templated transcription initiation; RNA polymerase II preinitiation complex assembly
Cellular component (GO): SAGA complex; transcription factor TFIID complex
Molecular function (GO): RNA polymerase II general transcription initiation factor activity; protein heterodimerization activity; transcription coactivator activity
Source: RefSeq, a predicted model, not a curated record